GCGGUGGCGUGCGCCUGUAAUCCAAGCUACUGGGAGGCUGAGGCUGGCGGACCGCUUGAGCUCAGGGGUUCUGGGCUGCUGUGGACUAUGCCGAUCGGGUGUCCGCACUAAGUUCGGUAUCGAUAUGGUGCUCCUGGGGGAGCUCGGGACUACCAGGUCGGCUAAGGAGGGGUGCACCGGCCCAGGUCGGAAACGGAGCAGGUCAAAGCCCCCGUACUGAUCAGUAGUGGGAUCGCGCCUGUGAAUAGACGCUGCAGCGCAGCCUGAGCAAAAUAGCGGGACUCAACCUUUUUGGGCAAUUAACCAGAAUGUGAUUUAUUUGUUAAUUUAAUAUUAUAUUGAUUAGCAUAUUUAACUUUUUGUUUGCACCUUCAACUAUUUAUGCUACAUUAGUCAACAUUUUAUAUCUUCGAAACGUCAAUUAAUGCUUCUGCUUUACAAUAUUCAGUUAAAUUUAGUUCAUUUUAACUGUACAACAUGGGCUAGAAACUAAGUGCUUUACUGUCCCCUCUGUUUGAAAGAGUGAAUUACACCUGUAAUUUGCGCAAUAAGAAUCAUGUCCAGCAGGAGUCGCUGUUCGCAUCUUGAAAUAGUUUUAUUAAAAGCUUUCUUUUCCAUCUCUAUCUUGUCACCCACCCUCCGCAAUCUUUCUCAAGGAUGGGGACGACAUGCUUGCCAAGGGAGGAGGGAAUAAAAAGGGAUGAAGAAGGAAAUGGGGACAGAUGAAUAAAGUGUGGGAGAAAGAGAAGUUAGGCUGUCUGACAUAUGACAAAACGCCAUGCCUGAACCAAAGAAGCCAGGUGCCAAGGCAGAGAAGGAGAACGCUCUCCCUGCUGAUAAGCCUAGAGAAGAGGCAAAUGAGGGCCGUGAUGAGCUAUUGUCUGAUUAUGAAGAAUUGCCUGAGGAUGAACAUGUCCCAGGAGAAGAGCCUCAGCGGUCUGAGAUAACUGGCCUGUUUGUGGAGAAGCCUCAGAGUGUCACUGUAAUUAAAGGGAAAGAUUUCACAUUUGUGGCAAAGGUGGACUCCUCUCAGCUGCUAAGAAAGCCAGCUAUGAAGUGGUUGAAGGGGAAAUGGUUGGAUCUGGGCAGCAAAGCUGGGAAACACCUGCAGUUCAAAGAAACCUAUGACAGGAACAGCAAGAUAUACACCUAUGAGAUGACCAUUGUUAAGGCUGUGGACGGGGAUGCAGGAGGCUACCGUUGUGAGGUCACAUCCAAAGACAAGUGUGACAGCUGUACGUUUGACAUCACUGUUGAAGCUGCCGAAGAGGCACAGCAAACAAACAUAUUGGAGGCAUUCAAACGAUCGGGAGAUGCAGGAGAGGAUGCAGGAGAUCUGGACUUCAGUGGUUUACUCAAGAAAAGAGAAAGGAAGCAGAAGGAGGAGCCUGAGGUGGACGUGGAUGUGUGGGAGAUCCUGAAGAAGGCUAAGCCAUGUGACUAUGAGAAGAUCGCCUUCCAGUACGGCAUCACUGACCUCAGGGGCAUGCUUAAAAGACUGAAGAAGAUGAAGAAGGUGGAGCCCAAGAAGAGUGAUGCUUUCCUGAGAAAGUUAGAAUCUGCUUACUCUGUUGAGAAAGGCAAGAAAAUAAAUCUUUCUGUGGAACUGACUGACCCCAACGCUCAAGUCAAAUGGCUGAAAAAUGGACAGGAGAUCAAACCCUCAGCCAAAUAUGUCUUUGAGAGUGUAGGUGGUAUCCGUAAGCUCACUAUUAACAAGUGCAAUCUUGCGGAUGAUGCUGCUUACGAAUGUGUGGUUGGAGAGGAGAAAAGUUUCACAGAGGUCUUUAUCCAAGAACCCCCGGUCACAAUCACUAAGAUGCUGGAUGACAUCCAUGUGGUGGUUGGGGAGAAGGUGGAGUUUGAGGUUGAGGUUUCUGAAGAGGGAGCUAAUGUGAAAUGGAUGAAGGAUGGAGUGGAAUUAAGCAGAGACGGAAAGUAUCGCUUUAAGAAAGAUGGGACGAAGCACUGGCUCAUCAUCAACGAGGCGACUACAGAGGACAUGGGAACAUACUAUGUCUUCACUAAUGGGGGGGAGUCCAAGGGAGAGUUAGAAGUUGAAGACAAGGAGCUGGAGGUUCUGCAGAGUAUAGCUGAUCUGACAGUGAAGGCAGCAGAACAGGCUGUCUUUAAGUGUGAAGUGUCUGAUGAGAAAGUGACUGGGAAGUGGUACAAGGAUGGGGUGGAGGUCAAUCCCAGUGACCGCAUCAAAAUGACACACGUCGGCAGGACUCACAAGCUAAUGAUAAAUGAUGUAAAGCCUGAGGAUGCAGGAGAUUACACCUUUGUACCAGAUGGUUACGCUCUCUCCCUUUCUGCCAAACUCAACUUUUUGGAGAUCAAGAUUGAUUAUGUUCCUCGUCAAGAACCUCCCAAAAUUCACUUGGACACCACUGGCAGCUUUGUCAACAAAAACACCAUUAUCGUUGUGGCAGGAAACAAGAUGCGUUUUGAUGUUGACAUUACAGGGGAACCCACCCCCACCGUAUGCUGGAAAAAAGGAGAUACAGAGAUCACUGAGGCUGAAGGGCGUGUGAAGGUGGAGACCAGGAAGACCCUGAGCUCUUUUGUUAUUGAAGGGGCAGAGAGAUCAGAUGAAGGUCUCUAUCACAUCACUGUAACCAACCCUGCUGGAGAGGACAAGGCUGAUGUCUUUGUUAAGAUAGUUGAUGUGCCUGAUCCGCCUGAGAAUGUGAAAUGCACUGGAGUGGGAGAGGACACUGCUAUUAUCCAGUGGGAACCACCCAAAUUUGAUGGUGGAGUUCCAGUGAAAGGUUACCUAAUGGAGAGGAAGAAGAAGGGCUCUUCCAGAUGGACUAGGCUGAACUUUGACAUUUAUGAGUCCACAACAUAUGAGGCUAAGAAGAUGAUUGAGGGGGUGCUAUAUGAGAUGAGGGUGUUUGCUGUUAAUGGUAUUGGUAUCUCCCAGCCCAGUGCUAAUUCCAAACCCUUCAUGCCCAUUGCUCCAACCAGCGAACCAACACGGCUGAUGGUGGACGACAUCACUGAUGGUACCUGUGCUCUUAAAUGGCUUCCCCCUGAGAGGAUUGGAGCCGGUGGCAUCGAUGGGUACUUCAUUGAAUAUUGUGUUGAGGGAGGCACUGAGUGGGUGCAAGCAAACGAGACUCCUGUUGAGAAGAACAGUUACAGGGUCAAAGGGCUGCCCGUGGGAGAGAAGCUUCUGUUCAGGGUGACAGCUGUGAACAUUGCCGGCCGUAGCCCUCCAGCUGAGAUGAAGCAAGCUGUCACCAUCCGGGAGAUUGUCGAGCGCCCUAAAAUCCGUCUCCCUCGGCAGCUUAGGACUAAGUAUAUCAAAAGAGUGGGCGAGAAGGUCAACCUUGUCAUUCCCUUCCAGGGCAAACCACGCCCAGUGGUGAACUGGUUCAAGGAUGGUCAAUCUCUAGACACAGCUUUGGUAAAUGUCCGGACAACUGACGUGGACACCAUCCUGUUCAUCAGGCAGGCAGUCAGAGAAAAUUCAGGCCAAUACACUCUGUCUGUGCAGAUUGAGAAUAUGGAGGACAAAGCCACUAUUGAUAUCCGGAUUGUAGACAAACCAGGGCCACCAAUGAGUGUUACAGUAACCGAUGUUUGGGGCUUUAAUGCUGCUCUGGAAUGGAAGCCACCUAAAGAUAAUGGCAAUAGUGAGAUCACUGGCUACACUAUCCAAAAGGCAGACCUGAAAACCAAGGAAUGGUUCACAGUUCUUGAGCACAAUCGCAGACCCAGUUGCACUGUGUCUGAUCUGGUGAUGGGGAAUGAGUACACUUUCCGUGUGUUCAGCGAGAACAUCUGUGGCCUGAGUGAUGAAGCUGGCGUCAGCAAAAACACAGCUGUCAUCACCAAAACAGGUCUUAAUCUUAAUACACAGCCCUAUAAGGAAAAAGACAUGAACAGCUCUCCUAAAUUCAUCACACCUCUCGUGGAUAGGUGUGUCAUUGCUGGUUACAGUGCUGCCAUCAGCUGUGCUGUCCGUGGUUACCCCAAACCAAAGAUUAUAUGGAUGAAAAAUAAGAUGAUUAUUGGGGAGGACCCGAAGUUUCUCAUGCAGAAUAACCAGGGCGUGCUGACUUUAAACAUCCGUAGGCCCAGCUUGUUUGAUGGGGGGAAGUAUACAUGCAGAGCUGUCAAUGACUUAGGACAGGAUGAAGUGGAAUGCAAGCUGGAGGUUCGAGUCUUAACAGAAAAGGAAAAGGAAGGGAUGAAGAAGUGAAUGCAAAACCCUGGAGAUACUCUAAAGAAGCCAGGAGGCAUAUGGGCAUCACGAGAGUAUCGGGAAAGAUAAAAAAAUGAAUAAUUAUUUAGUUAGAAUAAAAUUACAUCGUUAUGCUGUCUUUUCUUUGCCUUACUUUUGACCCUUACAAAAAAGUACCGUGGCGAUUCCUUGGCACAAUUAGAUGGUAAUAAUAACAUUUUAUUUUGAUAUAUAAAGUACUGUGGUACUGAAUAAGUAGACUCCAUAUUACAUGGUAGUCCAAGGUACUUCAAAGAAUACCAUGAUCCAAACUACCAUGGUACUUUUUUUGUGUGUUUAAUGUUAGCAGAAUCAGUAUUCAAUCUAAUAUAGUCUUCUGUUUCUCUUAUAUAGUCGCUUAAGUCUAUUGAUAUGCUUUGUAUGUCAGGUUUUUGCAGGUCAAAUUGCUUUAAGUAAAAGCUCAUACAUAUAUAUGUGUGUUGUUGAAGUAUGAGUUUUUUAAUUAUUUGUUCACAGUCAAAAAGGUUUGGUUAUGUUUAUGGUUAAAAUUAUAUAAUAUAUACCCUUUGUCUGCUUAUGAAUGCGUUAGUGCAGACUGGAGGAGAGUUAGAGAAUCAGGGUCUCAUUAGCAUAUCACACUAGAGACUCAUUUACGCACCCAUCAACUCUGCCCUAAUUAGCCUUCUCCCACGUCAUUACUGAGCAAACGAAUUACGGCUAAUUUACACACCCGUAAAACAAACACACCAGCGCGGAUCCUCUGGGAGAAGCUGCGGCCCAAGGUUCGCCAGCACCGGUUAAAUCUCACCAGGACUACGCUGCUGUAUCCUGGAGCCAAGCUGAAUAAGGUGAGUUUGAGGGUUUUCCCACGAGGAAUGCUCAAGAAAGGAGAAAAGGCAUAAUAAAUGAGUUGAUUUUUAACAGUACCACUUUUUUAAAUGGAAAGGAUGCGAAGACAUGAUACGUUACUUCUAAACCUAGUUUAAAAAAGCGGGAAACACAAACUAAAGCUACUCAGAGUGACCAGCAGAUGGCGCAGCUACCUAACUAACAGCAGAUGGCUUUGCCAACACACGCUUUCAGGCUCUGUCUUUGCCAAAUAAAAAGACAACGUAUCUUAAUUUAAAAUUAAUAAAACAUAGCAAUAAAUCUUGCUCGAAGGAUUUUUCCAUCAUCGUGAGACUUGAAUUUUCGGGCCGCUGAAACAAAUUUACCACUGCAACGCACAUCAGCGUGCUGCAAAGAUAUAAUAAUCAGAACUCUGAGAUGCAACAAUUGUGCGAUUCAACAAGCAUUCCCUCGAUGUCUCGGCGGAGACCACAACACUCACGCAAACCAUUUAAAUUCUAAAGAGAAUCGUCCACUUUAAAGGGAUAGUUCACCCAAAAAUGAAAAUUCUCUCAUCAUUUACUCACCCUCGUGCCAUCCCAGAUGUGUAUGACUUUCUUUCCUCUAUUGAACACAAAUGAAGAUUUUUAGAAAAAUAUCUCAGCUCUGUGGGUCUAUACAAUGCAAGUUAAUUGUGGCCAGAAAUUUGAAGGUUCAAAAAGCACAUAAUGGCAGCAUAAAAGUAACCCAUAAGACUCCAGUGGUUAAAUCCAUAUCUUUAGAAGUGAUAUGAUAGAUGUGGGUGAGAAACAGAUCAAUAUUUAUGUUCUUUAUUACUAUAAAUCUCCACUUUCUCUUUUACGUAAAUUUUUUUUUUUUUUUUUUUUUUUUUUGGUGAUUCACAUUCUUUGUGCAUAUUACCACCUACUGGGCAGGGAGGAGAAUACAACGUAUCUCCUCCCCACCAUACAAUGAUUGCAAAUUAUUUUACUUCUGUUAAAUGUCCCAGAUAGAUUGAUUUAUAAAUACAUUAGCCAUUCUUUUACUCUGACCGGGCUUUAAAAAUCACUCGGAACAGAAUGAAGUUUUAAGGUUAAAUUGAAUAAAUCAAUUAACUGUGCUAAAAUAUAUUUAAUGGCACUACACAUAUUUAAUCAAUUUCAAAUGUUAUAACUCAUUGUCUUUGUCAGCUUUGCUACUUAUGCAUUUACAUGUCAACAUAUAACAAUAUAAUUAUCAAUGAAACAAUGACACAAAAUAGAGAUUAAAACACAUUUAAUAAAAACGGGGUAAUAAAUGCGUUCAUCAGGUCUCUGUGUCCUCCCUCACAAAUGGAGCAUUGCAGUGCUUGAAGCGUGUUGUUGUUUCAUUCAAAAAGCGCUGGUGCUGACAUCCUUUACUAGUCUCCUUCAACCUUCUGUCAUUUGCAGUUCAAGCUGAUUUGUUUGAACAGUCAUUUGAGGUCUGCUACAGACCUCCGUGUGAGGAGAAAUGGUGAAAUGCUUUAUGGAUUGAACAUGCUAUUGGUUUCUCAGAUCGGCUUGGGCUGAAUUAAAGCUUUGAAAACUGUUAUUCCACUGAAUUUGGAAAAUGCUGUACACAGUAAUGUUCAGAAUAUUUCUUCUCAUGUCUCAAAAAAUGUCUGGACCUUAAAAUCAUCUUCAAAACACUCAUUUUAAUUGGAGUUUCAGGAAAUAGGCAACUAUGACAUAUUGUAAACACCAGUGGCGAAUUCUCAGGGCCAGCAAAGCCU
Messenger RNA from Myxocyprinus asiaticus (Chinese sucker), 6776 nucleotides. Its product is annotated as myosin-binding protein C, fast-type-like. NCBI's taxonomy places the organism in Eukaryota, Metazoa, Chordata, Actinopteri, Cypriniformes, Catostomidae. The transcript has 33 exons. Gene Ontology annotation, molecular function: protein binding. Bases 779 to 4213 code for a protein of 1144 amino acids. The record is from RefSeq and is a predicted model, not a curated record.